AUGCACUCGAAUCGUUGCAGCGCCACCGGAACAUUUUUUGGUCCCACAACCUCUUGCACCGGGCGGCUCAUCACAAAGGCCGCGGCACCGUCGACGGGUUUGUCGUCGGGGCCCGCGGCUGCAGGCAGCGCCCAAAACUUUGCAUUGCCCUUUGCGCUGGCCAUCUCUGCCCCGCCCAACGCCGGCCAUGACACAAACUACCGGGAAUCGCAGUCGACAGAGCAGUUUGCGGCCACCGCGGAGGUGGUGUUGGCGGGGCAAGCCGCCUUUGCAGAGGAGCUUCUCGCGAGACUCGACUUUUGGUGCGCCCGGGGGCAGCCGCGCCGCCGCUACUAUAACCCGGCCCUGAGUGACGGGUCUCAAGCCGCGACGAUGAGUCCGACGGUUGAGGCGGAAACGGGGGCGAGUGACGCCUUUGCGGCUCCAAACACGACCAGCUCUGAUUUGAAAGGGGAGAUGCCGUUGAAGCUGCUCUUUACGCAGGUUGGAGUGAUCCAGUUUCGGCCGGUGGAGGCCGCCGUGUACCGCUACGGCAAAGAUCAGCAUCUUCUUCUUGAGGCCCUUGCUGAUGCCACUGAGGUCGUCAUCUGCUCCGUGCGUGAGCGUUCCCCGCGGUGUGGCCGGCACGACCGCGCCGGUGGAGGAGCGCAGUCGCAGCUGAACGGGGAUUCCGCCUUCGACGACUCCACCCAGUCCGACAACGACGACGACGACGACGACGACAAGGACCUGUUCUUCUGGGGGCGCUACGAAGACGUGGCCAUGGCGGCUUCCGUGCGCUGGGCGCAAGGCGAGGCGGAGGCGGAGGCGGACGGCAACGAUGCCUCAGCGACGGGGCAUGCGCCAACUUUUCGCCAGGCGGCGCGCCGCUCGCUUUCCACGCGUGAGAGGCACCAACGGAGGAAUGAGCGACUAAAGAUGGAGUUUUACUUGGCGCAAUCCCAACGCCUUGAUGCCAUCCUCGUGGACCAUCGGACAGCCAACCCGAUCGCGGCGUUGGUCCUGCUUCAGACGAAGCGACGACCGCAUGCCGCGAGGGCGGGAGCGCCUAUUGUGCAGGAGACCGCCUUCAUUGUGCAUUCCUUCAGCCACUACGUUGUGCCACUGCUGCGGCACCUGCGGGAGGAAAAGGUGUUGAUGGUUGACAUGGAUCGCACGCUCGUGGAUAACGCCAUUCUUGCCGGGGAGGGGCUUACGUACAUGCCGAGGCCGCAGGGGAACGGAACAGCGGGGGAAGACCAGCUCCACUUUGAGUUGCGGAAGGAGGUGGAAUACAUCGCCGCGGGCGCAACGUGCCAGGGAGUACGCACCGAGACGAUUUACGUGCGUCCUGGGGUGCGGCAGCUGCUGCGGUGCUUUGCCGUUGAAUGGGGCAUCCCUGUCGUGCUCGUGACGAAGUCCUCGCGCCGGCGCACGGAGGCCAUUCUGUCGCAGGCACUAGACCCAACUGGGGAGUUAUUUCCGCCCGGGCGUGGCCGCAUCUUUGCGGCGGAGUUGUUGCUGCGUGCGGCGGCUGGGAAGGCGUCUUCUGGUGAGGCUCCUCCUUUGUCAGCCCCGCCGCCUGACUUGAGCGGCGAGGAGAUUGACAGGUGGCAGUCGCAGGAAAGCCUUGUGCAGGCGCGGAAGUGUACCACGGCGGUGCUGCAGGAGUUGGAGCGAGUCUCCACGCACGGGCAGGGACCAGCCCGUUCGCCUCCCAGGGCGAGGACGGUGGCGGUGCUGGACGACGCCCCACAGGUGUGGGUGGAGGCGGAUUGGCCCUGCACCGUCGCGGUUGCCCCGUACACGCUGGACCGUGUGGACCCGCAGGACUACUUUACACCGAGUGGCCUGGUGGCAUCCCUGUUAUUGUCGCAGCUGUACAGGGGCAGGUGCGUGCGGCGCCCCACGCCAUACUCUGAGGAGGACGAGCGCCAGCGGAGCUCGGGUGCGGUAAGGCAGGGAGGCUGUGGCGGCGCGUCCGGCCCCGUACCGGACUCCCGCUUCGCACCACUGAGAAACUCAGUUGUGGACGACGACAACGCUGAUGACGUUGCCACGGUCAGCCGGAGGAGUGCGCUGGAGAUGCCUUGCGCCGGACGCCUCAGCCUACCAGCGGAUCGAGACCCCUCCGCUGCGCCCUCGCCAAACAACGACGCCCCCGCAACGGAUGAGAUGCUGCGUGCAGAGGAGGCUGUGGUGGAGGAGUUCCAUGAGUGGCGUGAACGCAGCCGUUGGGCCACCGCGGACGUGGAGGAUGUGACGCCGCUUUAG
Trypanosoma conorhini is the source of this 2253-nucleotide messenger RNA. RefSeq lists its product as uncharacterized. Lineage: Eukaryota; Euglenozoa; Kinetoplastea; Trypanosomatida; Trypanosomatidae. The transcript has a single exon. The record is from RefSeq and is a predicted model, not a curated record. The coding region runs from base 1 to 2253 and encodes 750 amino acids.